Messenger RNA from Stylophora pistillata, 1637 nucleotides. RefSeq lists its product as uncharacterized. Gene Ontology annotation, biological process: GPI anchor biosynthetic process. Gene Ontology annotation, molecular function: catalytic activity. NCBI's taxonomy places the organism in Eukaryota, Metazoa, Cnidaria, Anthozoa, Scleractinia, Pocilloporidae. The record is from RefSeq and is a predicted model, not a curated record. Gene Ontology annotation, cellular component: endoplasmic reticulum.
UAUGAAAGUGGUCUAUGGGUUGAACUCUAUUUUCUGGAGAAUACACUUCAAGCAAAUUGCUAUGAAGAAUUUAUAAACCGCUGACUACAAACGUGAAAGCUGAGAUAUUUUGAGCAACUCAUUCCCAGACCGACGCAGACUCAUAAUCCCCGUGUCGUCCCCCGUGGUUUAAAUGGCGGUUCGAACAUGUAUAUUUUUACUCUUUUUCUCUGCUUAUUUCAAUAUUUACUGCCGUGUAUCAGCACAUAAAAUUGUAAAAGUUGCAAACUACAACAUUUGGAAUGUUAUGUUCCAGUGGGAAACAAGAAAAUACUACAUUGCGGAUAUGAUAAAUAAAGUUAACCCAGAUGUAAUUGGUUUCCAAGAAGUGCGUGCUGAUGCAAAAGAUGACAGAAACCAGUUAACUGAACUUCAAGAGUUAAUUCCACACUACAAACAUUUAGUUUAUCACCCUGUUGCCAUGGUUACACCUCCAGCUGGUCGACAAGACCCACCAGGGUGGGAACAGGAAGGCCUGGGACUGCUCAGUAAACAUCCCAUAAUAUUAAGUCAUGUUGUUAACUUAACAAUUGGGAAAGGUGGUGUGGAUCGCAACAAGCGAGCUGUACUUCACGUCCAAGUUGAUAUUGAUGGAGAAGAACUGGACAUAACAGUGCUUCACUUAUCUUAUGACAAAACUCAGCAGUGCCAAAAUGCAGUGGAUGUCAUUAACUAUAUUGCAUCCAUGGGGAGUGAGCGCUCUGUUUUACUGGGUGACUUUAAUGCAUACGAUGAUUUCCAUUGGCCUGUAAAUGGAAUAAUGAAAGGGUCUUUUGACAAGGAAGGCCCUUGCCAUGCAUCCAGUUAUUUUGACCCACAAGGAUCAAACCAAGGAUAUGGCUUUGUAGAUGCCUGGGUGACAGCAAAUGGGAACAGCAAGGGAUACACCUUCAGCAAUAUGCCAGAACCUGGACUCGUUAGUCGGCCAGACAGAAUACUCGUUUCUGUAACUGGACUUCAAGUUGUGUCUGCUGAGAUUCAUGGAGAUGGAAAAGUUUACCAACAAAAGUACAGCUUGCAAAAUAAAUGGCAAAGGCUCAAGAAAGUAUUCCUCAUGGCCAAAGAAACUGCAAAUGGUCCACAUUUCAAGUACACUUGUCAUCAAGAUUGUGGCCCUCAUGGAUCAUGUCGCUGCGGUGUCUGUGUCAAAGGAGGAGAUAAAAAUAACUGCGAGUUGCCUUUCUGCUACGAAUGCGAUGCUGAACACUUCAACAAUUUUUUAUUACUUUUUGUGCUUUAUUCCACAGCUGUGGUAUUUAUCUUGUACAUUCUCAUAAAAAUACUGAUACAAAGAUGUUUCGCAACGAAAAGAAGAGUUCACUCCAGGGUUUUGUUUUUGUUCUCUAAUAGAACACUGGGAAUAGCUGUUGUUUGUUUGAUGAUUGCUCUUUACUUUAUCACAAUGUCUUUACUAAGAGACACCUUGGAAACCGUAAAUGGAAGAAUUGUCGAAGAGAUGUUCCCUUCAGAUCAUAUGAUGGUCACCGCAAAGUUGAAGUUUACAUACAGAUAGCACAAACUUAUUAUCAAAAUAAGUAACUCUGGGACUUAAGUGUUCUAAUUCAGAUAAAAGACUCAGGAAAAAAGUUUUAAGAUGG